AGAAAGAAGACAGAAACAUUACCUAAAAAAGUAAAGCAUUAUUUUUCAGAAUUCUCGGGACAUCAAUCCAGACAUGAAGAUCCUUUUAGUUAUUACAAUUGCUGUCUUUACUGGCUGCCAAGCCAGUGUUAUAUGGCAGGAUGAAGCCAAACCUAGUAUAGAAAUGGUGAAAGAUGCAUUCUGGGAUUACGUGUCCAAGGCAACGCUAACAACUGAAGAAAUCCUGCAGAAGAUUAAGGAGUCUGAAACAGGGCAAGAAGUCAACACAAGAAUCUCUGAGAGUGGAGAUGCCAUCAACCAAUAUGCUGUGGCUGUUAGUGGUCAAGUAACUCCUCUGACUCAGGACCUGCUGGCUAAGAUGUCCCAGGAGGCAGAGCAGCUCAAGGCACGUUUGCAGCAGGAUAUCAGCUCUGUGAAGACCCAGCUGGAGCCAUACAUUGAGGAACUGACAUCGGAUAUCCAGCAGCAGGUGGAGCAGUGGAAAAAGGACGUGGCUCCCUAUACAGAUGUUCAGCAAGCUGAGGUUGUAAGAGCUAGUCUGCUUCAGAAGAAUAAGGAGCUGAAAAUAAAUCUGGAGAAGAGUAUGAGCGAUCUUCAGGCCAAGCUGGGACCCCAAGCAGAGGAGCUGGAGAAAUAUCUACAGGACUUCCAGAAGAACAUGGCUCAGGUUGUUCAGAACAGUGAGAAUGUGCCCCAGACAUUGGAUCCUUAUGCCCAAGACCUGAAGACCCAACUCACUGCACUGUGGGAGUCAUUCACCAAAAACAUCCAGUAAUCACACUUUGCCUGAUGUUUUCAUACUUAUAAACUUGUAGUGGAGUAACAGAGAACGUUUAAAUGGUGUUAAGGCUUGCUGAUUCGAGCAGUUUUUUAAUUUUGUGCUUUUUGUAAUUUAUGUUUUUAUUUGAGCAAUAA
Molecule: messenger RNA, 915 nt
Organism: Hemibagrus wyckioides
Lineage: Eukaryota; Metazoa; Chordata; Actinopteri; Siluriformes; Bagridae
Product: apolipoprotein A-IV-like
Exons: 3
Coding region: 74-775 (233 amino acids)
Biological process (GO): cholesterol biosynthetic process; cholesterol efflux; cholesterol homeostasis
Cellular component (GO): high-density lipoprotein particle; blood microparticle; extracellular region
Molecular function (GO): phospholipid binding; phosphatidylcholine-sterol O-acyltransferase activator activity; cholesterol binding
Source: RefSeq, a predicted model, not a curated record